AUGGAGCAACUUCAAGAGAACCAAGUUGUCCUUCAGAAAGAAGUAUCCCAAAUACGGUCCCAAAUGCGGCAGUUGAUGGAGACUAUUCAAGCAGUCGCAAGAGGCCAAGACUUUAUGGCACAAAUGCAAGAAGAAAUGAACCAACGUGCCAGCACUACCAAUCCUCCUACCCCUCCAGCGGUCGAGACUCCGACUCCAGUUCCUCAAGUUGAUCCUCCAAUUAACAUUAAUGCACCUGGCGUUGUUCCAAACGACAAUCCUCGUCCUCAUGUUUUUGAGACAGACGACCAACUCGAUGCAUUCUUCAGCCCAAGGGAUGCUUCUCAGGAUGACGCCUUCGGUUCAGCAUCCAACAAGGUGGAGAGGAAGGUAAAGGCUAUCGAGGAAAAGCUCAAGGAAAUGGGGAGCACUGAUGUUUUAGGCCUUGAUGCGACAGAAAUGUGCUUGGUACCUGGGGUCAUCAUUCCGGCCAAGUUCAAAGUUCCGGACUUUGAAAAAUAUAGGGGAAAUAGCGACCCUAGGACACACAGUAGGGUAUACUGCCGAAAGAUGGCUACCUACUCCAGCGAUGAUAAACUUUUAAUGCAUUUUUUUCAGGAUUCCCUCAAUGGGGCAUCUUUGGAUUGGUAUAUGCAACUUGAGGGCAACCAUAUUCACACCUGGAGGGAAAUGGUUGAGGCAUUCCUCAAGCACUAUCAGUACAACACUGAUAUGGCACCUAAUCGUACGCAAUUGCAAAAUCUGACUCAGAGGUCUGAGGAGUCCUUCAAAGAGUAUGCCCAGCGGUGGAGGGAAUUAGCUGCUAGGGUACAACCCCCAUUGCUAGAAAGGGAACUGGUAGACAUGUUUAUGGGAAACCUGCAAGGUCCAUACCUUGAUAGAAUGGUAGGGAGCACCUCUUCGGGCUUUUCCGACCUAGUCUUAUCCGGUGAAAGGAUAGAAAAUAUGAUUAAAAUGGGAAAGAUCCAGAACUCUGCCAGUACUUCUAGUGCAUCGAAGAAACCUUUUGUUCCCUACGGUAAAAAACGAGAAGGCGAGACCAAUGUUGCCUCCAUCAUUCGAACAAGAAAUCCCACUUAUCCACAAGUAGCUACCAUAGCUCCCAUCCAACCAAGUCAACAACAACCAUUUGCAAUUCCUGUUCAAACUCAACAACAACAAUGGGAGUUAGGACCCCUACCAAAGGUUUUUCCUCCCGGUUAUGAUGCAAAUGCCCGCUGUGAAUUUCAUUUUGGCGCUCCUGGGCAUUCGAUCGAGAAUUGUAAAGCAUUAAAGUACAAGGUUCAAGAUCUUAUUGAUUCUAAGGCAAUCAUGUUCGCCCCCAAAUGA
Molecule: messenger RNA, 1329 nt
Organism: Lathyrus oleraceus (garden pea)
Lineage: Eukaryota; Viridiplantae; Streptophyta; Magnoliopsida; Fabales; Fabaceae
Exons: 2
Coding region: 1-1329 (442 amino acids)
Source: RefSeq, a predicted model, not a curated record